This is a messenger RNA of Sphaeramia orbicularis (orbiculate cardinalfish), 867 nucleotides long. RefSeq names its product coiled-coil domain-containing protein 141-like. The transcript has 7 exons. NCBI's taxonomy places the organism in Eukaryota, Metazoa, Chordata, Actinopteri, Kurtiformes, Apogonidae. The record is from RefSeq and is a predicted model, not a curated record. The coding region runs from base 1 to 867 and encodes 288 amino acids.
AUGACGGUUGGAGACGCCGAGGCUGGAACAUGUGGAGGAUCAAAGCCGGUGGGCACCAGAACCACUGGACCAUGUCUGGAUGGAACCGGACCGGCCAGAAUCACCAGACCACACUCAGUCACCACUCUCAGCACCAUUGUCGUUCAGGCCGGAAGGUCAGAGGUUGUGGUGUCGGUCUUGAAGAGUGGGUCUGAGGUCCACGUCCAGCUGGUCCAUGUCCAUCCUGGACUCAGUGAGAUCGGAUCGAACCAGGAGGAAAACCAGACCCUGGUCCAUGAACAGCAGCAGCUUCUGGACAAACUGAAGAAACAUGAAAAGGAGGUUUUGUCGGCAGUGGAAAAGAAGAGGAAGAAGAUGAGAAGGGAGGAAGAGGAGGAUGAGGAGGUGAUGAAGGCCAUGGAGGCAUCUGUGGCUGAGGGCUGGACUCUGCUCAUGUUCCUGCUGCAGAGACGAUAUCGAGUCCUGGUCCUGGUUUCAGAAUUCUACUGCAGAGUCCAGGAGUUCUCCGUCGGUAUCAGCAGAGUCCAGGAUCUGCAGAUCAGACCAGACCACCUGAAUGAAGAUCGGCUCACAUAUGAGUCCCUGAGGAGAGAUCUUCUGGGGAAAUCGAUGCAGCUUCUAAGCAGCGUCAGCGUUUUACUGCAAAAACUCAGACAUCUACAGAAGACUGAGGCUCUCCAGAGGAGAGGAGGGAGUUCCCGGUCCAGCAGGGGGGCAGUGCUGAUGCUGGAGCAGCUGAUGGAGACUCUGCAGGACCAGAGGAGGAAGGCGGAUCAGCAGGUCCAGGUCCAGAUCCAACAAGUGGAGAAGAACCUCCAUAAAGAACCAGAGACCGGAAAGAUCCAGAUCAGCUCUGAAAUUAUUUGA